GCGAGGUCGCAGCGCAGGGGCGUCCCGCUCGGCAGGCAGCAUGGGGAAGGGGGGCAACCAGGGCGAGGGGGCCCCGGAGCGCGAGGCGCCCAUUCCCACCUUCAGCUGGGAGGAGAUUCAGAAGCAUAACCUGCGCACCGACAGGUGGCUCGUGGUCGACCGCAAGGUCUACAACAUCACCAAAUGGUCCAGCCGGCACCCGGGGGGCCAACGGGUCAUCGGGCACUACGCGGGGGAAGAUGCUACGGACGCCUUCCGCGCCUUCCACCCCAACCUCGAUUUCGUGCGCAAGUUCAUGAAGCCCCUGCUGAUCGGGGAGCUGGCGCCCGAUGAGCCCAGCCAGGACCGCGGCAAGAACGCUCAGAUCACCGAGGACUUCCGGGCGCUGAGGAAGACGGCCGAGGACAUGAAGCUCUUCCAGUCCAACCACCUGUUCUUCCUCCUCCACCUGGCCCACAUCAUCGUCAUGGAGACCCUCGCCUGGUUCAUCAUGGCGUACUUUGGCAAUGGCUGGAUCCCAACCUUGCUUACCGCCUUUAUCCUCGCUACCUCACAGGCCCAGUCAGGGUGGCUGCAGCAUGACUACGGCCACCUUUCUGUGUACAAGACGUCCAGGUGGAACCGCCUCACCCACAAGUUCGUCAUCGGCCACCUGAAGGGCGCCUCAGCCAACUGGUGGAACCACCGCCACUUUCAGCACCACGCCAAGCCCAACAUCUUCCACAAGGACCCGGAUGUGAACAUGCUGCACGUGUUUGUCCUGGGCGAGUGGCAGCCCAUCGAGUACGGCAAGAAGAAGCUGAAAUACCUGCCCUACAACCGCCAGCAUGAGUAUUUCUUCCUGAUUGGGCCUCCGGUGCUCAUCCCCUUGUAUUUCCAGUAUCAGAUCAUCAUGACCAUGAUCGUCCGCAGAGACUGGGUGGACUUGACCUGGGCCAUCAGCUACUAUAUCCGUUUCUUCGUCACCUACAGCCCUUUCUUUGGCAUCCUGGGGGCCCUCCUCUUCCUCAACUUUAUCAGGUUCGUGGAGAGCCACUGGUUCGUGUGGGUCACGCAGAUGAAUCACAUCGUCAUGGAGAUUGACCGAGAGCACUACCGAGACUGGCUCAGCAGCCAGCUGGCAGCCACCUGCAACGUGGAACAGUCCUUCUUCAACGACUGGUUCAGCGGGCACCUCAACUUCCAGAUUGAGCACCAGUGAGUGCGGC
Molecule: messenger RNA, 1208 nt
Organism: Echinops telfairi (small Madagascar hedgehog)
Lineage: Eukaryota; Metazoa; Chordata; Mammalia; Afrosoricida; Tenrecidae
Gene: FADS2
Product: fatty acid desaturase 2
Exons: 10
Coding region: 41-1201 (386 amino acids)
Biological process (GO): lipid metabolic process
Cellular component (GO): membrane
Molecular function (GO): oxidoreductase activity, acting on paired donors, with oxidation of a pair of donors resulting in the reduction of molecular oxygen to two molecules of water
Source: RefSeq, a predicted model, not a curated record